UGUUAUAACGACGCCACGUACUAUUCGUUUUCAAAAAAACAUUGCUCAUUUCUGUUAGUUUUUCUUACUUUUUCUUGUAAUAAUCAAUGUGCUAAUAGUAUUUCGCUACGGGAGUAUAUUUUUGUCGACAAAAUGGGAAAAACAACUCCUAUACACAGUGAGGCAAGAAAAAUUAUACUGAAAGUGUUAUCUUUCUUUGAAGCGGAGAAGGCGAAGAAACAAUUACUCAUUCCCGUGGAUCAAGUGAUAACUCGGACUUGUGCGGUAACUGGGGUGUCCAAGAAAACUCUUAUGAGGAUAAAAAAAGAAGCGAGGGAAAACGCGUUGUCGCCAGAUGAUGAUGACGCGAGUACUUCUGCUCCACCAGAAGCGGAAGUACCACCACCAGAAACAUCUGCACCGAAAAAGCCCAGACGCAAUACUGGGCGUAAAAAACGAGUCGCACUUGACCAUGUUGGUCUUCGCGUGCUGAAAAACAUUGUAGACAGUUACUACACCAAUAAGAACGAAUUACCGACGCUGAAAACAAUAUGGAUGGCUGCAAAAAAGAAAAUACAUAUUCCAGAUGGAAUAGCCGCUUUGCGCUAUGUGUUAGACCUCCAAUUGGGGUACAUAUUUGUAACGUGGGAGGAUGGAAGACAGGUAUUGGUACACAAAAGUGAUAUUCCCGCCAUGCGACAGAAGUUUGCAUCUUUUGGAAACAUGCAAAAUAUACUGGCACCGUCUGAACCCUUACAAAAUCAACUUGUACCACCUGAACGCAUGCAAGAUCAACUUGCACUAUAUGAAUGCAUGCAAGACACGCCUGCAAUUUCUGGAUGCAUGCAAAUAAACGAAGAUAGGACUUUUGAUUGCGUUAAAGAGAUAACGGAGGACUACCAAAGGCAGCUUGCAACAAUAGAAAUGCUAAGAGUGAAAAGUAAAAUGGCGACAGAUCCAAUACAAAUUAAACAAGAUAAUGACUCAGAAUGCCUUAAUAUAAAAGAGGAGUACGUUUUUGAAAUUGACGAGUAGUAGAAAAUGGAAGAAAGGCCUUCGAGAUUUGUAAUUAAUUAAGGGUAAUUAUAAUAUUGUUAUAUUAUAAUUAUAAUAAUAAUAAAGGCAGCAAAUUGAAUUAAGGACGACGAUAAAAGUAACACAGUGGUCUAAUUCCAGUAUGGUCUGUAUGUAUACACUUUGGUACCAUGUCACGUUAACUUUUUUGACAAAUUGAACUGUAAGUCGCACUAAUUGUCAAACAUGUUAGUGCGACAGAGUCCUAAAGUGGGUACAUUAUACUAAUAGGCAAGUUUCCAAUUAGUGAAAUCAGUUAUUUUUUACUAAAUGUCAUAACACGAAUUUACUAUGGAAUUUGUAUGAAAGCAAUCUGUGACGUCAUUGACAAAUGUGAUGAAAUGUCGCACUUAUUAAUACAUUUUUCAUUAAUAAAAUUCAUAAAUAAGUUGAAGGAAUAGAAAAACAAAACUUUGUUGUCACCUUUAGAUCUGUCUUUAUUUAGUAACCAUAAUUUCAAUUUAACUUUGACCUAGGAAACCACCUAAUUAUAUUCACACACUAACACUUCCUAAUUUUAUUUCAAGUUAUACCUGUCAUUUUCUUAUCCGCCGAAAAGGAAAGGGACGGGUAAUCGACAUGCAUAAAAUUUAUGGAACACAUAAUUGAAUUUUAGCCAGAAGUUUAAAAAACCCUUUCAAAAUGUUAUAUUAGCCAAUAACCCGACAGUAUUAUUAGUUGACAGCACACAGAUUUGAUUCGCCCGGGUUAUACAUUCAUUUUAAAAUUAACAGUUAUCAAUCAUCCGUCUCUUAACUUGAAACAAAACUAGGAAGUGUCUGCAGGAAUCGGGGCCAAGGUCAGUGAUUAAACUACCUUACUUAAUUAUAAUAAAAUUUAAUCUAAAACCAUGUUGUAUUCUUCAACUUACUAUAAAAAUUAUAAAACCCUGCACUUGUCUGUUUAAGUUUUUUUUCAUUAUUUAUUUAUUUAUUAAAUCUUAAUACUAAAAAUACAAUUUGUCAAUGCCCUGCAAACUGUUUAAACAGUUUGUUUAGAUAUAAGUUUAUAUUAUGUAAGUAUAUGUGAUAUAGAAUUAAAUGGGAUAUUUUAUUAGAAAAAUAAAUUUCAAGCUGGAAAA
Messenger RNA from Pectinophora gossypiella (pink bollworm), 2134 nucleotides. RefSeq lists its product as uncharacterized. The record is from RefSeq and is a predicted model, not a curated record. The transcript has 2 exons. Bases 133 to 1014 code for a protein of 293 amino acids. Lineage: Eukaryota; Metazoa; Arthropoda; Insecta; Lepidoptera; Gelechiidae.